AUGGCCAUGACGGGAGGCAUGGCAGCGCCACUCCCAAUGAGCAACCAUACACGAGAGAGAGUCACGGUGGCCAAACUCACGCUGGAGCACUUCUACAGCACCCUGCUCACCCAGCACGAGGAGAGGGAGACGAGGCAGAAGAAGCUGGAGAAAGUGAUGGAUGAGGAGGGGUUACCUGACGAAGAGAAGAGUAUGAGGCGCUCUCUUCAUGCUCGUAAGGAGACUGAGUUUCUGAGGCUUAAGAGGACCCGCCUGGGGCUCGAUGACUUUGAAUCCCUCAAAGUGAUCGGUAGAGGAGCAUUUGGAGAAGUGCGCCUAGUUCAAAAAAAGGACACGGGUCACAUUUAUGCCAUGAAGAUCCUCAGGAAAGCAGAUAUGUUGGAAAAAGAGCAGGUGGCACAUAUCCGGGCAGAGAGGGAUAUCCUUGUGGAGGCUGAUGGUGCAUGGGUAGUAAAGAUGUUCUACAGUUUCCAGGAUAAGCGCAAUCUUUAUCUCCUCAUGGAGUUUCUUCCUGGGGGAGAUAUGAUGACUCUGCUGAUGAAGAAAGACACUCUAUCUGAAGAGGCUACUCAGUUUUAUAUUGCAGAAACCAUCCUGGCCAUCGACUCCAUUCACCAGCUGGGCUUCAUUCACAGGGACAUCAAACCUGACAAUCUGCUCCUCGAUUCACGGGGCCAUGUCAAACUGUCUGACUUUGGCCUCUGCACAGGCCUAAAGAAGGCCCAUCGGACUGAAUUUUACAGGAACCUGACACACAAUCCUCCUAGUGAUUUUUCAUUUCAGAACAUGAACUCAAAACGUAAGGCAGAAACGUGGAAAAAGAACCGAAGGCAGCUGGCAUAUUCAACCGUGGGCACACCGGACUACAUCGCCCCUGAGGUAUUCAUGCAGACGGGUUACAACAAGCUGUGUGACUGGUGGUCUCUUGGAGUGAUAAUGUACGAGAUGCUGAUAGGCUACCCACCCUUCUGUUCCGAGACGCCACAGGAAACUUACAGGAAAGUCAUGAACUGGCGAGAAACACUGACCUUCCCUCCCGAAGUCCCUAUUUCAGAGAGAUCCAAAGACCUGAUACUUAGGUUUUGCACAGAUGCAGAAAACAGGAUUGGAUCAGGAAGUGUGGAUGAAAUUAAAUCUCACCUUUUCUUUGAGUCUGUGGACUGGGAGCACAUCAGAGAAAGACCUGCUGCUAUUUCAAUUGACAUCAAGAGCAUUGAUGAUACGUCCAAUUUUGACGACUUCCCAGAAUCAGACAUCCUACAACCAGUUUGUAUGCGAGCAUCAGUUAGGAAUGACGCUGAUCUGAUGUCUGUGAGCUGUACAUUCAAGACAGAUUUAAAAUUGACAAACGUAACAGAACCAGACUUCAAGUCCAAGGACUGGGUUUUCCUCAACUACACCUACAAGCGGUUUGAAGGAUUGACUCAGCGUGGAACCAUCCCAACCUACAUGAAGGCAGGCAAGGCAUGAAACAUGCGACAACGUUAGCCUUCGACACCCUGGUAUAAAAGCAGAAUUAGAAUGUAAAUGACAAUUGAAACGCAGAUGUCGGCCGACGGAGGUCGUCUCUGCACAGAAGCAUACGCACUGCCGCUUCGAGCUACAAAGUAGACCUGUUCUCAAAGAAGUCCCUGGUGACGGUAAAAAGAAAAAAUUAAUAAAGAGAAGCAUAGCAAUUAUAUGGCCAAACAUAAGGAGAGACACUUUAUGUCCUGCUGCUCAGCUAUGAGGAAACAUAAAGGUUUUCCAAAUGCUUUACAACACUGGAUCAAAACAGGGUCACAAAUGAAAACAAAAGGGAAGUGGAUACAUCACCGAAGCCUUAUGUUGAGAAUACAUAGGAUGUAACCUUUCUCCUCAAACCUCUUGAGAAAUCUGCAAUAACGUUGAUUAUUUUCUCAGUCACUUUUAUCUUCUUUCCCUUAGGAAAUCUGUAUAAUGCCAAAUGAAAGAUUUACAUUGUUAAUAACUACCUGAUGCUGAAUAUUUCCCACAAGGGUAUUUGUGGGUUUUGUGCUUUUGUUUUGUUGUAUAAUCGUAAACAUCUAACUUGAAGAAAAAGCUCGUAUGGGUUAUAAUUCCUCUAUAAGUGGCCUAUAAGUGCCAGUGAGCAGCUGACCGUUCAUCUUUCCCGUCCCGGUGCAUUUCACACACGCACAAGCGAUCUACUGUAAUCGAUUAGUUUUUGUUGUUUCGUUUUUUAUUCUUGUUUGAUUGUAAGUGUUGUUCACCUAUGCAACCAUUUUUGUAGUUUAUUUGUAACAAAUGCAAGAUGUAGCUUCAAUCAGUGGGUUUAGAGGGAAUGCAAUGCAGUUAAAGGGAUAGUUGACAUAAAAAUGAAAAUUCUCCGUUUAUUCACCUUCAAGUUGUUCCAAAUCUGUAUACAUAUUUUUUAUUCUGCCAUUGACUUCCAAAGUAUUUUUUUCUUACUUUGGAAGUCAGUGGUGCUCCAAAAGUGUUGGGUUACAAAUAUUGCUAAAAAUAUCUUCCUUUGUGUUCAGCAAAAUUCUGAAGAAUUAAAAUUUUUGGGUGAACUAUCCCUUAAGUUUUUGUUUGUCCUAUCCAUACAUGAUGUUGUUUUACAAGUAUACACGUAAUACAGGGUGAAAAUAAUCUGCUAAUUUGCUAAUUUUUAGCGUAUUGUAACCAAACUAACUGCUAUACAUAAGACAAAGCUUGUACAAAAUAUUGUGUAUAAUGCUGGUAAACAUAUCAAUAGAUUACACUUCAAGUUUGUGUAAUGUUUAAAGAUUAAUAAUAGUUAAUAGUGGUCAUAAAGUAUUGGCGUUAUUGAGAAUAACAUACCAGUCGGUGGCAAUUUUGUACCACUCCAAUAAAGUGGCCUCUCAAAUGAAAGCAUCUCACACAUGCUGUUUAAGCUAUUUAGUGACUGAAUUGUCUUGCUGUUGUGCAUGACUACAAUUUACUGGCCUAAUACAAAGGCUGUGAGGAGAGCAAAUGCUGUAGAUUGAUGGAUUUGUCUGUAAUGUAAAAGAUACCUGGUGCUGGGAGUUUUACUUAGUAAUAUAUGACUUUUGUUUUGUUAUCGGUUGGCUUGAUGGAAGUGUAAGAAUGUGAAAGAAGGAAAUAAAUGUCAAAAAAAUAA
Messenger RNA from Misgurnus anguillicaudatus (oriental weatherfish), 3106 nucleotides. It is a transcript of the gene stk38l, whose product is annotated as serine/threonine kinase 38 like. Lineage: Eukaryota; Metazoa; Chordata; Actinopteri; Cypriniformes; Cobitidae. The record is from RefSeq and is a predicted model, not a curated record. Gene Ontology annotation, biological process: protein phosphorylation. Gene Ontology annotation, molecular function: protein serine/threonine kinase activity; ATP binding.